AUGGCAUUAUCGGCUCAAGACGGUAUCAACGAAGCUGAACGAGCCGGCCUCGACAAGCACGGUUAUCUCUUUGGCAAGAAGCUCACACAUUCACUUUCUCCUUUUCUUCAUCAGGUCAUCUACGACCAUCUUAACCUCCGCUGGAGCCAACUCCGUCUUGAUUCAUCAGACCUACAGCAAUUCUUAGAUCUAGUACAGCACCCAUCAUGUUUCGGUGAGCAAUUCUUAACCGCCUCUUUCAGUUACGCUCAAACUAAUCGUGGCUGGUCCCCUUCAGGUGCAUCUGUUACAAUGCCCAACAAAGUGGCCAUUAUUCCCCAUCUUGAUGAAAUGACAGAUGAGUGCCGCGACGUGGGAGCUUGCAACACUGUCUUCUUCAAAAACCGCAAUGGCCGGCGAGUUUUAUGCGGCACCAACACGGAUGUCAUCGGCAUCCGCGACUCUUUUUUCUACAACGUCAAAGAUCCGGCCCUCACGUACCAUGACCGGCCGGCUCUCGUCAUCGGCGGCGGAGGUGCCGCGCGCAGUGCCAUCUACGCUCUGAGAAAGUGGAUGAACGUGAAAGAAAUAUAUCUCGUGAACCGGGACGCUUCUGAAGUCGAGGCUGUCAUCCGAGACUGCGCAUCGCGAGGCUAUGGCCAAGAUCUCUUGCACAUUUCCACAAUCAGCCAGGCGAGAAAUGCUGCCGGACCUGGUGCUAUUGUUGCUUGUGUGCCCGAUUUCGUACCACAGACAGCAGAGGAGAAGCUAGCAAGGCAGAUUACUGAGAUUUUGCUAGAUAAAGAGCACAAGGGCGCCAUGCUUGAAAUGUGCUACAACCCCACGCCGUUUACUGCGUUGGGCAUGCUUGCUGAGAAGAAAGGGUGGGAUGUAAUUUUGGGAACAGAGGCGUUAAUAUGGCAGGGAUUGGAGCAAGACACAUAUUGGACAGGGAACACGAUUGAAGGCCUGCCGGCUGAGAAAGUCAAGGCGGCGAUUGCGGCAAAUGUAGCUCAGAGAUCUCAAGCCAAACUGUAA
Messenger RNA from Trichoderma gamsii, 1017 nucleotides. Its product is annotated as quinate dehydrogenase. The record is from RefSeq and is a predicted model, not a curated record. Gene Ontology annotation, biological process: chorismate biosynthetic process; shikimate metabolic process. Gene Ontology annotation, molecular function: shikimate 3-dehydrogenase (NADP+) activity. The transcript has a single exon. The coding region runs from base 1 to 1017 and encodes 338 amino acids. Lineage: Eukaryota; Fungi; Ascomycota; Sordariomycetes; Hypocreales; Hypocreaceae.